AUGGCGAUCGUGCACGGAGGUGACGGGACGGUGCAGUGCGGCGUGGUCGCCGCGCAGGCAGGAGACGCCAUUGGGGACGCGCGGGGCUGGUCGUUCGACUACUACUCUCCUGGUGAAGUACGUACAUCUAAAGAGAAGUACUCAAAUAUAAUAUUAGAAGUUGAUAGUGUGUGCAUUACGGUGAUUGACGAAUUACGAUUCCCGGUCAAUCCAGUCGCUAGUCAAUCCCUCGCACAGCCUUCAUCGUUGUCCGUUAUUAUCCUCCUCAAUCACCUCGCACAGCCGCCGCCGCCGCCGACCCGACCCUCGACCGUGGCGACGACGGCGUCCCUCCUGUCGGUCGCGCCGCCGCUGCCCCAAAUCGUCACACAGCCGCAGCUGCCUAUACUUUUUCUCGCCCCUCCCCUAAUCCAGUUUCCGUCCAAAGCCGCCACCGCAAACAAGGGAUCCCACCGGACCUCUCCGCCGCCGCAAUCAAGUGAUCCCGCCGGACCUCGCCGCCGCCGCCAUCAAGGGAUCCCGCCGGACCUCGUCGCCGCCGCAAUCAAGGGAUCCCGCUGGAUUGCCGCCAGGUUUCUGGCCCGCCGCCAGGAGCCGCAGGAACUGCAUGCCAUCAGGCACGGCGUGCCGAGCCCGCCGAAGCCUCCUCUGCCCCACCGCCCCUGCAGCGCAUCCCUCCGUCGAGCAUCCGGUCAUGCCGAGCAACGCCGCGGACCAGUCCGUAGGCAGGGUUACCAUGUGAAGAAAAAAGAUAUGUGGGAGCUUUUGAAUGGACAAAGGCUUAAGCAAGGAAGAGAAGACAGCUGCAUUUCCUUACUUGCAAUUCUAGUAACUAUCUUUGUUAUAACUUGCAGAGUGUACCUGCAAAAGAAAACUUGUAGAGUGUGAUGGAUUAAUUAGGAUGCUAUGUAAUCAGAGUACGUACCCUAUCAUAUGUAUCAUGACUGAUUGCGACCAGGGUCUGCAUUCUAUGAAGAAGGCACCCAUUUAUAUGUUUAUUAGUGACAUUGUGUUGUGCUUGCUCUA
Molecule: messenger RNA, 1026 nt
Organism: Triticum aestivum (bread wheat)
Lineage: Eukaryota; Viridiplantae; Streptophyta; Magnoliopsida; Poales; Poaceae
Exons: 5
Coding region: 1-888 (295 amino acids)
Source: RefSeq, a predicted model, not a curated record